AUGGCUUCGUUUUUGAAUAGAGCCGCCCAACAAUAUAUGAAGAACAAUGUUCGCCUCGCGUCUCACGCUGCUACCGCUGGAGGCCAUGGAGGUGGCUGGCAGUUGUGGAAGAGGCUGUCUAUGUUCGUAGCAGUACCUGCUAUUGGAUUGGGUAUGCUGAACGCGUAUCUCUCUCACCAAGAAGAGCAUCACGAAAGGCCUCCAUUUGUGGCUUACGAAUACCUUCGUGUACGCACAAAGCGUUUCCCAUGGGGUGAGGGCCAGAAGACCCUGUUCCACAACCCCCAUGUCAAUGCUCUCCCCAGCGGCUAUGAAGAUGAGCAUUAA
Molecule: messenger RNA, 327 nt
Organism: Danaus chrysippus (African queen)
Lineage: Eukaryota; Metazoa; Arthropoda; Insecta; Lepidoptera; Nymphalidae
Source: the annotation of a GenBank genome assembly